UCAGCUACCCACCUUUAGAAGCAAAAUGCUAGUUUCAAUCUUUUUCCUGUAGAACUUGACGUUGACUAAUUUCUCCGUGAACUUUUCGAGCCAUUAUCCUCCCAGGCUUACGCGGUUUCAGCUCCUCUGUUAAUCUUUAAGAAAAACAUACAUUUCAUAGUGUUUAUUACAGGUCUAUUCGUUUCCUGCAUUUGUUGAUAACUCAGUAAGUAUGAAGACCCACAAGGCGGAAAUGGGAACUAACAGUGCACUACCAUACAUGCUCUUCGCUCUUACUGUAAUAACUAUAGUUCACAACUGUGACAAGUGCACUGCUGGUAGGGGAGAUACUCUUUCCUUGGGUGAUUCCUUAACAGGAAAUCAGAAAAUAAUUUCAAAGAAUGGAACAUUUGAAAUGGGAUUCUUCAAUCCAGAUGGAACGGAUAACUGGUACAUUGGUAUCUGGUAUGGUAAAGUGGCAGAGAGGACGAUUGUUUGGGUUGCUAACAGAGACAGACCCGCAAAGAAGAGGCCCGGCGUUUUGAUGCUGUCCAGACAAGGUAGUAUGGGACUGUUUGACGCAGAGAAUGUGUCCCUUUGGUCGGCCAACAUCUCGGACAAGGCUUCCCGGGCUGUGAUAUUAGAAUCUGGGAACUUUUUAAUGGUGAGCGAUGGCAAUAAAUCUGAGACUGUUUGGCAGAGUUUCGACCAUCCCGUGGAUACCUGGUUGCCUGAGAUGAAGGUCGGCGGAAGGAAAGAGUUAGUCUGUUGGAAGAACUCGUUGGAUCCAGCUCCGGGGCUUUUUUCUAAAGGGAUAGAUCCAUCAGGGAUAAGACAGUUUGUGCUAAUAUGGAACAAUUCUGUACAGUAUUGGGAGAGCGGCGUUUGGGAUGGUGAAGGUUUCAGUCGAAUUCCGGAAAUGAAAUUGAACGACUUGUUCAAUUACAAGGCUGAAAAUACUACUUCUGGUUUCUAUAUCAGUUAUGAAUUGAGGCCUCCUGUCAAUGUGCUCAUACGUUUCGUCCUUCAGAAAUCCGGAGUAUUGCAAUUAUAUGCUUUGUUUGAUAACACUAAUUGGAGUGUUGUCUGGUCUCAACCAACAGAUGAAUGCAGCGUAUAUAGUAUCUGUGGCGCUAACGGAAACUGCAACUCCAACAAUGUACAGUUUUGUAGUUGCGUGGAAGGUUUUAUGCCCAGAGACAAUCGCUCCUGGAAUUUGCAAUAUUGGUCGUCAAGUGGUUGUGUUCGAAAGAACCCCUUAAACUGCGAUCCCAAAAAUGGUAGCUCUGACAGAUUCAUGGGCUACAGCGUAAUGUUGCCUGUUAAUCAGGCCUUUAAAUACCCUGCAAGGUCAAAUGAAGAUUGCGAGAAGGCGUGCCUCAAGAACUGCUCCUGCAAUGCGUUUUCUUUCAUUGGACCUUCAGGAACAUGCCAAACAUGGUCCGGGAAUCUGAUAAAUAUGCACACUUCUCCAUCCAAAAGCAGUUCAGAUGUCUUCAUUCGAUUAGCUGCCUCUCCACUUUCGAAGUUCGAUCAUAAACUGUCCUCCUCCAGACGCAAAACAGCUGUAAGUAUUAUGGGCGCAGUCCUUGCCAUUGUUAGUACUCUCACAAUUGCUAUCUGUGUCUUUUCAUUUUCAAUGUGGCGGAGCCAGCGGCUACUAUUGAUGCAGAUGCGUGCAGAUUCUUCGAACUCGUUUCUUAGAGUGUUUAGUUAUAAGGAGUUGAAGAUUGCAACUAGGAAUUUCGGGUCUGAGUUGGGGAGCGGUGGUUUUGGUUCGGUGUUCAAAGGAACCCUAACAGACGGCACGCUUGUAGCUGUAAAGAAACUGGAUGAUUCAAGAGAAGACGAGAAGCAAUUCAGAGCAGAAAUCAGUUCUCUUGGAAAUAUACAUGAUGUGAAUUUGGUAAGGCUUAGAGGAUUUUGUGCAGAGGGAUCACAAAGGCUACUGGCUUAUGAUUACAUGCCCAAUGGCUCUCUGAAUUCUUUACUGUUCAGUAGCAACAACCAAAGCAAGCGGAAGUUACUCGACUGGAAAACCCGAUUUCAGAUAGCCCUAGGAAUUGCAAGAGGCUUAUUUUAUCUACACGAAAAGUGCAGAGAGUGCAUUAUUCACAAUGAUGUUAAGCCUGAAAAUAUUCUCCUGGACAGCGAAUUUUCCCCAAAGCUGGCUGAUUUUGGGAUGGCAAAGCUUGUGGGUAGAGAUUUCAGCCGCGUCCUGACCACAAUGAGAGGAACGAGAGGUUACUUGGCUCCAGAGUGGCUCUGGGGUCUUCCCAUCACUCCCAAGGUUGAUGUGUAUAGUUAUGGUAAGACUCUCUUAGAAAUCAUUUCGGGCCGAAGAAAUCUGGACACGAGCGUUCAAGAUUCAAAAAAGCAUUACUUUCCUACAUGGGCCGCAGCACAAAUUUAUCAGGGCAACAUAAUUGAUAUCGUCGAGGAGGGCGUUGAACUUGCUGAGGCGGAUAUAGAAGAGGCGAGAAGAGCUAUUGUUGUUGGUUUGCUAUGCAUUGAAGAGGAUGAGAAUGUGAGGCCAAGAAUCGGGCAAGUGGUGCGGAUGCUGGAAGGGAAGAUGGAGCUUCCAAGUCCGCAGACACCGAGCGAUAGCGAUGGUGAUGUUGUUGCUUGCAAUAAUCCAAGUGAGGAUGCAUUAUAAAGUAGUGUAGGACCGAGGCUACAACUUUUUUCAUGUGAGUCUUUUCUAUCGCCUUUAGUGGAAUCUAACGAUUAUACUAGUGAGAUUUACAUGCGAUACUUUAUUUCAGUCCCACCAUGACAAAUUUAAUAUAUUUGUUUACCUUUUCAA
Cryptomeria japonica (Japanese cedar) is the source of this 2785-nucleotide messenger RNA. Its product is annotated as G-type lectin S-receptor-like serine/threonine-protein kinase At2g19130. Gene Ontology annotation, molecular function: protein serine/threonine kinase activity; ATP binding. The record is from RefSeq and is a predicted model, not a curated record. Bases 212 to 2635 code for a protein of 807 amino acids. Lineage: Eukaryota; Viridiplantae; Streptophyta; Pinopsida; Cupressales; Cupressaceae. Gene Ontology annotation, biological process: protein phosphorylation; recognition of pollen. The transcript has a single exon.